This is a messenger RNA of Cuscuta epithymum, 1302 nucleotides long. The record is from the annotation of a GenBank genome assembly. NCBI's taxonomy places the organism in Eukaryota, Viridiplantae, Streptophyta, Magnoliopsida, Solanales, Convolvulaceae.
CUUCAUCCGAGUCUUUUAGAGGCAGAACAUUGGGUUAUUUCCCUUCGUAAGCAGGAAGCUGAUCCUGUUUAUCAGGCUUUUGGUGUACAAGCAGGAGCUGCUGCACCGCGUGGUCGCGGCGGCCGCGGCAGGGGAGGCCGCGGUAGAGGCCGCCACUACUAGGGUUACGGCCAACAGCCAAAUAACGGCCAGGGACCGCCGCCGGAUCAGCCUACUCACCGUCAAGUGUUUGGCCAGCAGCCCGGACACCACCAACAGUUGAGACCUACUAAUGCAGGUCAUUCUUCUCUCCAUUGUCCCUCCCAUUUUUCUUAAUCAUCUGCACCUUCUCUUCUCACUGGUCAAGCUAAUGAAGCCCUGUAGUAUCGAGAUUCCGGUGCCUCUGCUCACAUGACUCCCUCUGAAGGUAUUUUAACUAAUAAGUCUACUUACUCUGGCCCAACUAUUGUUAGUGUUGCUAAUGGUGCUCAUCUUCCUACAAAACAUGUUGGUAAUAUUUCUUUAAAAGCCUCUGACCACCCACCGUUGUUAAAACAUGUGAAAUUCAAUUUAUUUUCAAUUUGUGCGCUGAUAACAACUGUGUUGCUAUUUUUGACAAAAUACCUUUUUUGUUAAGGUCUUAAGGAUAAAAUUUCAGGGGCGAUUUCUUCUUCGGACAACAACUAAUUACCAUCUCUAUCCUCUCAACCUGCUGAGUCCACCAUCUAGCCUAGCAUUAUCUUCCGUCCUCACCACUGGCCUUGUGUGGCAUCGUAGAUUAGGUCACUGUGGUGAAAAGAUUUUACGUAUUUUAUGCACUCAAAAACUUAUAUGUAAUAGUUUUAGUUUUUCUCAUGAUUCUACUUCUUGUUGAUUAGGCAAGUCUCAACGAUUACCUUUUUCAGAUGUUAAUCACAAUUCUUCUUCUCCCUUACAUUUAAUUCAUUCUGAUGUGUGGCAGUCUCAUGUUCUCUCAAAUUUAGGUUUUAAAUAUGUGUGUGCUUUAUUGAUGAUUUUUCUCGUUUUACAUGGAUAUACUCUUAUGCGUUCUAAAACAGAGGUUUUUGAUCACUUUAAAAAUUUUAAAGCUUUAGCUGAAAAUCUUUUUAGCUCUAAAAUUAAAAUUUUAAAAAGUGAAGGAGGGGGUGAAUUUGUUGAUUCUCAUAUGCAACAUUUUUUUAAUUCUCAUGGAAUUUAUUUUCAAAAAUCUUGUCCCCACACUACUCAACAAAAUGGGGUUGCUGAGCAUAAACAUCGUCAUCUUCUUGAACUUGCUAGGACUAUGCUUAUUGAAGCUUCUCUUCCUAGUUAGUUUUGGGUUGC